Molecule: messenger RNA, 2363 nt
Organism: Colius striatus (speckled mousebird)
Lineage: Eukaryota; Metazoa; Chordata; Aves; Coliiformes; Coliidae
Gene: COMMD2
Product: COMM domain containing 2
Exons: 5
Coding region: 86-682 (198 amino acids)
Source: RefSeq, a predicted model, not a curated record
GGCCGCCGAGCUCCGGCCGGGCGGGACUGCCUCGUCCUGCGCUUCCCUUCCUUUCCGUUCUCGGGCAGGCAGCGGCGGUGCCGAGAUGCUGCUGGUGCUGUCGGAGGAGCAGAAGGCACACCUGGGUUGUCUUCCGCGGGCGGGCGCAGCUGUCGGCGAUCUGGGGCGCCUGGCAGUGGAGCUGCUGCGGCGGGGCGCGGCGCCGCGGGCCUGCGAGGCAGCCGCUAGAAAACUGAACCUUGGUGUUGACACCAUUCAGCAUGGGGUAGAAGGACUAUCCUAUCUUCUCUCUGAAAGCUCCAAGCUUAUGAUUUCUGAGAUCGACUUCCAAGAUUCCAUUAAUGUUCUGGGAUUCUCCGAUGAACUGAACAAAUCACUGCUCCAGCUGUACCUUGAUCACAGGAAGGAGAUCAGAAAUGUUCUAGGUGAGCUGACACCAAAGCUUCCCAGUUACCACAGCCUCGAAUGGAGACUGGAUGUGCAGCUUGCAAGCAGAAGUUUGAGACAACAGAUUAAGCCUAUGGUGACACUAAAGCUACAUCUUAAUCAGAAUGAAGAUCGAACUGCCCAGGUGUUGCAAACCGACCCUUCUACCCUCCUCCACCUAAUUCAGCAACUGGAACAAGCGUUGGGAGAAAUGAAAACAAACCAUUGCCGGAGAAUAGUGCGCAAUAUGAAGUAGCAUUGAUUCAUGGGGGCUGUGGCCUUGCUAUGCAAGCAGUUCGUGAGACAACUAAAGACAAUGUUCUCAAAUACAUUUUGAGGAAAAAUAAAAUGUCUGGAUCAGAUGAAAUGCUUUCCUGCGCCAGGAUCUCGAGCCGGUAGUUACAGGCUGAAUAUCUGCUAGUGCUGAAUUUGCACACCUGCCUGAUGGGAGAUAGGUGACUGGUCUUGCUUUAUUUGCAAAGGUAGAAAUUCAGCAUGCCAUGCUGAAUUCAGCAUGGCAUGCUGAGAGUUCCUUUAGCUCUAAAUUAGUGUAGUUCUAUGUGAAGAGCUUUCCUACUGAGCUGUCUCAGUAUUGUAUGAAGCUGCACAUUCAUUUUCACAUUCAUCAAGUAGCUUUUUGCUUUGGUUUUGAUUGUUUUGAAAUUUUGUGAAAAAAAAAAUGUCCUGGUGGGAAUGAUACUUUACAGGAGCCUUUCUUCCAUCUGGACUUGUGUAUGUGUAAGUAUAUAUGUGGGACCACUGCCCUCUUCCUCCAAAGGAUCUAGUCAGCUCAGAGGCUGAAUGUCACACUGAUUCUUCUGCUUGUCUUGCAUGAUGAAGGAAAGUAUAGUCAAGGUAACAGUCACGUGUUAACAAAGCUGAGGCUAUGACCUCUACCAGGCAGUCUCACACUUUCUGUAGGGAGCAGUGAUGAUAGAAAACACCAUGGCCUGAACGUAAGUUGACACAUUCAUUGUAUGUAAAGGUGAUCUGAAGAAUCACCAAAGCCAUGGGCUAGGAGGCAGAUGAAGGAUAGUGUUAACUUCUACUGCAUCUGAUCUUCAUGUUGUGAUGCAUCAGUUUUUGUUCCCCUCUCUGGAUGAUGUACUCAUAAAGGAAAGACAAGCUAAGUGUUGCAACAUAAAGCCUUUCUAUUUUUAAGAAAAAUGUCUAACAAGUUAUGUAGAAAGUCCCUGUUUAGUUGCAUUCUAAUACAAUAUUUUGCGACUUUCAGGACUAGGAUUAAUCAGUUUUACUAAUUAAUGUUUUACUGUCACUAGUGAGGGUGCAUCAUAAAGCACUUAAAGCACAUUGGAGAAGACAAAUAGGCAAGAAAGAACACUAACAUACAGAUUCUGGCAGUAACUCCCUGUUUACUGUCUUCCAUAGCAACACCAUAAAUUAUUGUUUUAUUAUCUGUAUCUUACUUUGUUCCUACAUUGACAAGUGCAUUAUUUUCUUAUUGUUUUGAAUUUUUGUACAUUGUAGAGGUACUAUUUCAAAUGAACCCUGCAUGGCAGAAGUGCUUUAGUUAUUAACACUUAAUACCACUUGAAAAAUCAAUGUUUUAGAAUACGUAAUUGCUUAUUCUCCAGUUGCUUUAUAUAGUGUGGCUAUGGUGUGAAGAAACUUCAUUUCUUCUUCCUUAAAUAAAUCAGCAGUAAGUUUAAUUUACCAUCCAUAUGUGAUGACUUUCUUAACAGAAUCAGAGAAUUUUCUUCACAUAGCAUAUGUGGUAACUAAAUGUGAUCCAAUGUUCCUACUUGAAGUUUCUAAUUAGUAUUUUUUAUGGAACGAGACCACAUUUUCAAGUGAAAUACAACAACAGCUUGUAUGUAGGCCAGCAUUUUCUCUUUAUUCCACCUCUUCUUAUUAUAACUGUAGUCUAGAACUCAUGGGAGCAAACUCUAUCCAAAAUAAAGCUGUAUUUAAUAUAA